GUUCCCAAAGACAAACCAAACAACUUUUACAAAAUCAACCAUUAAUUGCAAAGCUUUCCCACAUAAAGCCCUGAAAAUAUAAACCACAUAUGAGGAGAGACUUAUAGCUAGGGUUGUUAUACUCAUUAACAUGAGUAUAAGGAGCUACCAUGAAGCUCCAACCUUCAUUGAAUGGCUCAAACCAUCUUCAUCACCACCCUCUUCUUCUUCAUCUUCAUCUUCCAUUUUAACUGAACAAGUUCACUUCUCAAACACCAUGAGCUUCCUCAAACUACCUCUCUUUUACCAUCAUCAACAACAACAACAAAGACAAGAGAAGGACGAUAUUGCCCUUGAAACGAUCCAAUGCCUGCCUCUUCUGAGCAGGCUAACGGAGGCGAGGCCACUGAAGGAAGAAGUGGAAAAGGAGGAUUUUGGGAUUAAAUCCGAGAAGUUUGAGAAAGUUAAGGUGGCCCUGCACAUAGGAUUGCCUAACACAGGUGAGUCAGAUGUCGAGACCAAGUCAUUCAAAUGCAAGGAUGAAGAGAACAAAGAGAAAAGAUUUAGUGGCGACAAUUUUAAUGCGGAGAGUAGAUUUUGGAUCCCAACACCGGCGCAGAUCCUCAUAGGGCCGAUGCAGUUUGCUUGUUCUAUAUGUAGCAAGACCUUCAAUAGGUACAACAACAUGCAGAUGCAUAUGUGGGGACAUGGAUCCGAAUAUAGAAAAGGACCGGAGUCGCUUAGAGGAACACAACCGGCAGCAAUGCUAAGGUUACCAUGCUACUGUUGUGCCCAAGGCUGCAAGAACAACAUAAACCAUCCUCGAGCGAAGCCAUUGAAAGAUUUUAGGACACUCCAAACACACUACAAAAGAAAGCAUGGUUCAAAGCCAUUUAUGUGCCGGAAAUGUGGGAAAACAUUUGCAGUCAAAGGGGAUUGGAGGACACAUGAGAAGAAUUGUGGGAAGCUAUGGUAUUGCACUUGUGGUUCCGAUUUCAAACACAAAAGAUCACUCAAGGAUCACAUAAGGUCUUUUGGGAAAGGUCACUCUCCACACCCUUCUCUUGAAGGGUUUGAAGAUGAGAAGGAAUGCAUUACUGGGUCUGAAGACGAAAUGGCUCAUGACUAGUCAGUUAGUCAUGACCUUUGCUUCAUAAGCUUUCGAUAAAAGAAUUUUAUUAGUAGUGAUGCUGAAAUUAAGUUUAGGAGGGCUUAUCCAAGCUUGUGCUCAGUAACAAAAAAUUCUCAAUAUAGGGAGCGGUUUGUUACGGAGCACUUGCUGAGUGAUGAGCGGUAAUAAUUUGCGAUGUUUGCUAAUAAAAAUGGAUUUGACUUGGAAGUCGUGGUGAAGCCGAUGAAUUUUCUUCCUUUCUUAGAUGUGGAAAGAAGUUUAUGAUAUGUUCUUCAACCUUUUGUAAUCUCCCUAAUGGAGAAAAUUUGUCUGCUUCAUUGCUCUUGGUAAGCUUAAUGUAAUCGAGAUUGUAUUGUUGCUAGUUAUUACCCUCUGUGUGUGUGUGAAAACACAAGAUUAAUUGGAAAAUUCAAUUAUCUCAUGAUUAAUCCA
Camellia sinensis is the source of this 1543-nucleotide messenger RNA. RefSeq names its product zinc finger protein WIP3. The record is from RefSeq and is a predicted model, not a curated record. Gene Ontology annotation, cellular component: nucleus. NCBI's taxonomy places the organism in Eukaryota, Viridiplantae, Streptophyta, Magnoliopsida, Ericales, Theaceae. Gene Ontology annotation, biological process: anatomical structure development; regulation of gene expression. Gene Ontology annotation, molecular function: DNA-binding transcription factor activity.